Messenger RNA from Leptomonas pyrrhocoris, 3332 nucleotides. RefSeq lists its product as hypothetical. The coding region runs from base 180 to 3332 and encodes 1050 amino acids. The record is from RefSeq and is a predicted model, not a curated record. The transcript has a single exon. Lineage: Eukaryota; Euglenozoa; Kinetoplastea; Trypanosomatida; Trypanosomatidae.
AGUGCUUUGGCUGAAGCAAAACCACGCACGCACGCACACACAAAGGAUUAAGAAAUAUCUCUUCCUCAAAAGAAUCUGUCUUAGCGCGGCUGAGCCUCCUCUUCUCUGUGUAGGGGGGAGAUAGAAAAGAAAAGGCGCAGCAUACGCGCCCCUCUAUUCCGUCCGCGUCAGCCACGCGAAUGCGACGCUGCGUCGUUCGCGGCCUCGCCUCGUGCGGAGAAGCGGCGCCGCCCAUCCUCGCCGCCCUCACUGUCAGUCAACGCACGCCCGUUUCCAUCGGUGGGCGAGCCAGUCGCCUGGGCUCCUCCAGGGAGCAGGGCAAGGCACCGCGAGUGAAGCAAAGUACCUCGCGGGACCUCCCCCAGCGUAUCCCUGGCACCACGAAGGUGCGCUACACGAACCACAAAGGACGCACCUUCACCUUUUCCAUCCCCGUCACGCAGCUGACCCACCCACCCGUAACCCGGCGUGGCGCGUCGGCCGCCGGGUGGCACGAGAUCGACACCAGCUUCAGCGACGUUGGCGACUUGGACGACGACAUGCCAACCGAGCUGGACGAACGUCUUGCCGCGGUGCGCGUGACGAGCGGCGGCGAGGAAAGUAGCGGCGUGGUCGUCGAGGUGAACGCGGAACAGCUUCGCGGCGUGCACGACGCAUUUGUGCAGCUGUGCAAAGACUACGUUUUGAUGGACAUCAACGGCAUGAAGACGUCGAUGACGUACGGCGAGCUGAACAACGGUCCGGACUACGAGCACUACGACCGCAAGACGCGUCGCCGUCGACACUGGAUUGCCCUCCGCCACCGCUUCGAGGAUGUGCGGGAGUUGCUGUGGCCGACGGAGGCCGCGUCUGAGAUGCGCGACGGCAGAGAAAGUGAUGAGACGGGGGCGCCCCUGCUGCCCCUUGCGUCUAUGAUGGAGGCCCUCAACUGGUUGGAGGCCGCCUCCACCUUUGCCGUCCGUAAACACCGUCCCUAUGACAUGGCAGAGGCAGCAGAGUUCGCGCCCUUAGACCUGUCGCGCGAGGUGCGGGUUGUGGCGGAGUGCAUCGGCGUAGUGGGAGCCUCGGAGCUCCUCUUGCCCCGUCCACCAUACAGCGUGGAGGACGGAGAACAGGCCAUGUCGGCUACUGGCCGCAGCGAAGAAGACGCGGACGAAGACAAGCGGAGAGCCGCAACAGAUCGUUUCAUUUCUUUCGCGGCCCUGUGUGCAAAUCACAAGGUGCCGUUGUCGGUGGCGUUUUCACCCUCUUGUGCUACUUCUGCAUACCAGUCCAAUGACAGCACGAGGCGUGGCGGCUCAUCGAAUAGUUCCACCGUCGCUGCUCAGGCGUGGCUGUCGACUCUGCCUGUUUUCAUACGCGUGAAGGACGCCAUUCGCGUGAUGGCGGUGCUUCAGUCCGUCGCCGAGGUCUCCGCGGACGCACGUACGGGCGUCGCCUCACAAAUCUUACGUUUCAGUAACGAGAAGGGCGAAGUGGAAAACGCGGAUGUUUUGAAAGCGCUGGGUCGACUGGUCUCUGUUUCGUUGUUUCCCCACGCCGAUGCUUUAGCGAAUGUGGACGAGGGAGAGCUGUGUGUGCUCAUGCGUUUUGUAGCGGAGCUGCAGGAGACGAAUGCGGCGUUUCUGCAAGCGUCCAUGGCGGCUAGCGACUCCGCGGAUGCACACGCGCCGGACAGGCGACUCCUGCAGAACUUGACGCAGCUCGCCAUCGCACGCUGCCGACAGCUGCUCUACAAGCCCGACGGUCCGGCUGCGUCGCUGCUGAGCGGGGACGAAGCGAAUAUUCCCCUCGUCGAUCUGCAGGCAUUUGCCGAGCACAACCACCCGGCGGUGCGGGUGCACACGAAGGUCGGAAGAGCCAACGCACAGGGUCUCCGCUUCGCUCGACUGCAAUCGCCCGCUUCUGCCACCUUAGCACAGCUGCUCAGCCGCAUCGAGGAGGCCAACAGCCGAUUGGCGACGAGCACGCACAGCCUGCGCGCUGAUCUUCUGCAGCACAUCGCCCAUAAGGCCGCGCUGGGCAAAGCACGGCUCACGCUGGAAGAGGUCACGCGUGCGCUGCCGCUGCUGGCGGACUUGAUGCGUCAGACGUCAGAGCAGCAGGUGAAGGCGAAGUUUGAUCGGUUGCUUGCCGCCAUGUCCACCAGCGUUGGCGUCGGUUUGCAGCAGGCCCCAAGCACGACGGUGGUGCUAGAGCUUCUCGAGGGUCUCGCGCAAUGUCACUUUGUGCCGAGUUCGUACAAGCAGCUGGAGAUGGUGGCGUUGCGGCUGAUUAUGCGUGGUGCCUUCUCACUCGGUGAAACGGCGCGUGCUCUCGUGGCGAUGCUGCAGAUUACCGGGCCGCACGGAGUCUCGCAGGCGGUGCAGCAGGCCGUCGCGACACGCGUGGUGGCGGCAGUGGAAGAGAACAGCGGCGCAGCUUCAGGGUCCGAGGUAUCGGCGAGUCUGUCAGAAGUGUGGAGUGUGCUGCGUGCACUGCGCUUUAGUCGUUACCCAUCCUUUCCGUCGCUGAUGCUGCUCGUGGCGCAGUCGUCGCUGACGGCCAACGUCCAUAGCUGGUCGUCGGGGGAUCACGUGCGCUAUGCCGUAUUGCUGGCAUCGGCUGCUGGCGAGUUGGCUUCUGCGGAGGACGACGUGGAAGUGGUGCGGUCCCUGUCGGACAAGGCGCGAGAAGAGCUGCAGCGGGGUCUUCGUACCGACAUAGAGCCCCUGCCGUUCGCGGGUGACGGAAGCGAAGACGCGUAUCAGGAGUGCCUCGUCACGUGUGCGGCCCUCCAACUUGCCACUACGCCACCAGCGUUGGCGACGUGGGCACGCACGCCCCACGGAAAGGGCGAGCAGAAGCGGCAACUACAUACGUUGUGUACGCCGCUGCUCGCCGCAAGCACCCUAGAGGCGAUGGAAGCACUGCACCUGGCACCCUCUGCGUGGUAUGCGGCCUACGACGCAUAUCUGACGCGUGCACUCCUGCAGGUAUUAACGGAGGAAGCGAAGGGGCCGGCAGGACUCCAGGGGCUGCUGGACGACGACGCGCAGAUGGCGGAGCGGACAAUGUACCUGUCGUGCGUCUCGCCUGCUGCACGGGCCGCUGCCACUGCGCUGUUGGAGCGUGAAGUGGAGCGGCUGGACGCGGCGCUGACGGGUGGGCCCGCCACGGACUCCGCCUCUGCACGUGGUGGGAUAGAGGUGCAGCCGGUCUUUUCGUUCCAGCAAAGAGCGCUCACUCGGCAGACCGAGGCAGCUGCGAUAGAAGAGCGACUUUUGCGUUACUGCGUUGCCUUGAAGCAGCAGACGGCCGAGGAUGCAACCGCAGGUGCGACUGCGUCUUAA